This is a messenger RNA of Bradysia coprophila, 1873 nucleotides long. RefSeq lists its product as uncharacterized. NCBI's taxonomy places the organism in Eukaryota, Metazoa, Arthropoda, Insecta, Diptera, Sciaridae. The record is from RefSeq and is a predicted model, not a curated record.
AGCUAAGCAGUCGGUCGUUUUGCGAUUUGUCGUCGUAAUUCUCAGUCCUAAUUUCAUUUAUUAUUUUAACUCAUUUUGAAACAAACAUGUCGGAAUUUACUGAGCCCAAUAACGACGUUAAAUCAGUACCGGAAAAUUCAUGUCAGCUGAGCAUUCCAUUUCCAAAACAUGCCGAACUUACGGUCGUUUCCCAAUUGCCGGUGAAAAAGUCGACAUCAAUUAAACUCAAUCGCAAAGCCGGUGGAAUAUUCAACAAUCAAGCAAAAGCUGUUAGAUCGGUCUCUAGUAUAAACCAACAAGCACUAAAAGCGAGUACACGGCGUCCGAAAACCAUUUCCACCAUCAACGAUAAAUUCAUCAACGACAAAUCGCUGACGUCGAAACAAUAUCCUGAGCGCAAGCUACUGACGAAUUCGUUAUCAAAAUGUAACUCAGGUCUGUCGUUAUGCUCGACUCCGUCGUUCCUGCACAAACCUGGGACCAUUCCGAGUUACUUGAAAGGUGACAGUAAAUCUUCGAUAGAAUCAGAAUUUUUCGCCAAAUUUCGUAAGUUCAAGUCAGAAAAGAAGAAGCUGCACGAGCAACAAGCCAAUUUCAAAAGGGAAUACAAUGACUUAAAGCGACUGAAACAGAAGCUGAUAAAUUUGGGUGGAAAGGAGCUUAGGUUGGAUGAGAUUCAUUUCGUUGAUUUAGAUGGAGGUGGUAGUGGCGAGUCUAAACUGCCGUUGAAAUGUGAAGGAACUGCUAUUGAAUUAGCGAAAAAGGACAUCGACAUCUCACUAAUGAAUGACAUCGAAGCUCAAAUAUACCAAAUGCGUGAAGGUGACCUGUCGCUACGAAACAAAUUCCUAAAAGCCAGUUCUGAUAUUUUGGAGAAUUUGAACCGGAUCCAGGACGAGGACAUCAAACAAAAGUGUUUACAAACCUUCAAAUAUUUCGAGGAUCACAAUGACAAGUUCAAGAGCAUCGAGACUGAAACGAAAGAACUUCUCUCGCAGAAUUUGAUUCGUCUAAAGAAGGACUUCAUUGACGCCGCUACCGAAUCGUCUGUAUCGAAAAUGUUAAACGAUCAGCGGAGCAAGAUUCUUGAGUAUCAAAUCGACAACAGUCAACUGAAAAAGCAGGUGGAAGAUCUCGGAAAGAAGUUGAAACAAUCUGAACAGCAUGUUAAGACUCAAGAGGCUGUCAAACGCGACAUGGAACUAAACAAAGAAAUGACACAGAAGCAAAUGGAGGAACAUCUAGCCGAAAUAGAGAAAAUGAAAACUAAAUUGAAGACAGCAAAAUUGGUUGAAGAAAAACUGAAAAAGGAAGCUGACAAUCUCCGUUCUGACGUGACUUCAUACGAGUCUGAAAUCGUCAACGUUAGGGCAGAAAUAAAUUCCUGCAAAAAUCAACUUACGAUCUCGGAACGGAAAUGUUUCGAUCUAACCGAAAGGCUCCGAUUUUACGAAAGCAAAUGUGUGAAUCUUGAGGACCGACUGGAAUUAGCAAGUACCGAAACAAUGCAUGAAAAUCAGCGUCUCUGCAGACAAAUUGAGGAAUUGCAAAGUAAUUUGAAACAACGAGAUAACAAAGUCACCAGUCUACAGCACAUGUUCAAAGCACAAGACGCAGAAAAUGUGACGAAAGAGUUCAACGAUGCAAUGGAUGGAAUAAAGCAAUUGAGAGGAAGUAGCUUCGAUUCAUACAAACUUGAUUUCCUGAAAGACCCGCUCAAUUAUAGAUGUCUGGAACUGACAAAUCAGGAGGAAACGUUCAGUUCGAUUCAAAAAUUGCUAGUGAUACGCGACAAUUUGCUAGCGAGCAUGCGGAAUGAAUAACCGGUGAAGCUUUGCGAAUUUUAAAAUUUUUUGAAAAUAAAAUUCUUGAA